Molecule: messenger RNA, 3944 nt
Organism: Podospora bellae-mahoneyi
Lineage: Eukaryota; Fungi; Ascomycota; Sordariomycetes; Sordariales; Podosporaceae
Exons: 6
Coding region: 291-2066 (591 amino acids)
Molecular function (GO): iron ion binding; heme binding; oxidoreductase activity, acting on paired donors, with incorporation or reduction of molecular oxygen
Source: RefSeq, a predicted model, not a curated record
UGUUGAUCUGCCAAGAUAACAGGGCCUUGCUGUCCACCCCCCACAGUUCAAUGCCACAUCACCUUCGAGAUGACAUCCAUCAACAGAACAUGGCCAAUCAUGCACUUGCUGACAACAGAACCAAGCUUGCCGGACGCAACGCUCACCUCAGCAACAUGCAGGUGGAACCGGUAUUUCUAAUCUGCAAGAUCAAUCAUCGGGAUGACACAGUAAAGCCGAGCGUGCCAAACGCCGCUCCGUUCCAGCGUGAUGGCUUUCGAAAACACAUAUGAGUCCGCGGUCACACACACAUGCCUCACUGCCAUGUUCUACCUGAGUCUUCAAACCUGUUGUCCUCUCCACAAACAGCCGUGAUCAUGGAUCACCUCGUUCAACGACCCCUCUUCCCAACACCUGACAAGCUCGACCUUGUCAUCCCUUGCCUACUGGCCUCUGCCACUGGCUUUCUCUCCCACACCCUCUACUUUAUCCGCGGCUUUCACGAUACCUCGGCACUGCGCAUUUUUCUCGUCCACUUCACCACCUUCCUAUGCCUAACAGCCUACUCAAUCACUCAGCUCAGCGUUUUCCCCGGUCUGAUCACCUCCACAGCCAUUUCCCUCUCGUACCUGACCACCCUAUUCACGAGCAUAAUCACCUACCGGCUCUUCUUCCACCCCCUCCGACACAUACCAGGCCCGUUUCUCGCAAAAAUAACAAAGCUAUACGGUCCAUACACCGCGCGCAAUGGUCAAAUGCACCUCGAGCAAACAAAACUCUUCAAAAAAUAUGGCAACUUUGUGCGCAUCGCACCCAACGAGGUGUUUAUGUUGAGUGUAGAGGGGAUACAAAAGAUUCAUGCCAGAGACAGCGGAUGUCGCAAGUUGAACGCGGGCAUAUACAAUGUGAUUCACUUCAAGGGGGCGCAUAAUCUCAACUCUGUGCUUACCAGGGAGGAGCAUGGGCCGAGAAGGAAGAUUUGGGAGAGGGCGUUUACCACCAAGGCCCUCGCGAUCCACGAGCCCAAAACACGAGAAGUCUGUCAUCGAUGGUUGAACAAGAUUGCGAGCUUGAACGGGCAACCGAUCAAUACUUCGUUGUUCUCGCUGCUGAUCCCGUUUGAUCACAUGGGCAAGGUUGGGUUCAGCUAUGAGUUUAGGAGUAUUGAGGCUGGGGAGGAGAACAGGAUGCUGCAUUUACUGGAGAGCUUGUUUGGGCAGUUUGGACGAACGGGGGAGCUUUGCUGGCCGUUGAGCAUUGCUAAGGAUCUGAACUUGGGAAAGGAGUCGGCGGAGUUUGAUCGGUUGACAAUGGAGAUGGCUGAUCGGAGGGCUGCGGAAGAAGACAGCAACAAGGGGGACAUCCUGCAGCACUUUUUGGAUGACAUGAGAUCAGAGAAGCCGGUUGCCUUUUUCAACAAGAAUAUCUUUUAUUCAGACUCGGCUUUGGUCUUGAUUGGGGCUACUGACACCAUCGGCGUGGUGCUUUCAUAUCUCUUCUACCACCUCGCCCGCCAUCGAGUCUAUCAGGAUCUCCUUCAUUCCCACAUCAAGAAGGUCUACGGCGAGACUAUCCCAGAGGAAUUCACAGACCGAGACCUCUCCAAGAUCCCGCUUCUGGAUGCACUUAUUAAUGAGACGAUGAGGCUAGAUAACCCCGUGGCCAAUAACGGACCGAGACUUACACCACCUGAGGGGAUCACCGUGGACGGCAUUCACAUUCCAGGCGGUGUAGCUGUUCGAGUGCCGGGAUACGCGCUUCAUCGAAGCGAAGAGUUUUACCUGGCGCCCGAAGAGUUUAAGCCGGAGAGAUGGUUGGAUCAAGCAAAGUUUGUAAAGGACCGUGAGGCGUUCAUUCCGUGGUUGGUUGGACCAAACAAUUGUGUUGGAAAGAGAAUGGGCAUGGCCGUUGUUCGACUUGUGUUGGCCUACACCGUCUACAGCUACACCUGGAACUCUGCGCCAGGUGAGGACGGAAAGAGGAUCUACUCGGAGUCGAAGGACAACUUGAUCUUGAAGGCUGGGACGUUCAACGCCGUGUUCACACCAAGAGAACCUGGAGGGCUGAGCUAUGUUCCGAGGCAGUGAUCGACAUUUGGUCGAUACAAGUCAAACACAUGAUACCGGACGGUACAAACGUAACUCGAUAUCUACCGUUUACUGAUUCUACAAAGCUCCCUUCCCCAUAAUCUUCUCAACCGGUUCCAGAAUUCUUGUCAUGCUCUUCUCUCCCGGCAACGCAUCAACCCAGUUGCCAUGAAUCUGCCCCUUUAUCCUAAAGGGUAAUUGGACCACUGCCACCGGGUUCCCAAAGUCCCUUGUAUCCAACACCACCAAAUCACUCCUGUUGACAUCCAUCCUCUGAAUCAUCCCCAGCACCCAACCAUCACCCUCCGGCGCAUCCUUUGUCCUGGGCACAAAGAUUGGCUCCUCCACUGUGCACCCCUGGCCAGGAUCAAACCUACCAACCUUCCCGCUGGGCUUGUCAAGCAUAACGUAUGCAUGCAGACCAAUAGGUAGAAUUGGUGGGAUAGGUCCCUGCUUCCCUGGGGGGAUAACAGGACAGAAAAGCUUGUCGUAUGGCUUUGUCAAGAAGCGCUCAUCAACCCUGGCCAUUUCUCCAGGCAUAUCCAAGAUCACAGCAGGGUCAACAACGCGAGUGUUGGUUGGUUUGGUGAGGUCGAUCUCCCACCUGACAUAAUCAGCCUGGAAGUCUCCAAAUGGCUUGUCAGUUGGCGGGCCAAAGACAGGAAAAAGGUUGUAGCGGAUCCGCGAGCUCUCAAAAUAGAGCCUCACGUCACCGUUCUCGGCUGUUUCCUCCCACGACCCGGCUGUGUGGAGAAGGACGGCAUGAUCCGAGUGGUAGACUCUGGUCUCUCCCUUCUUCCAUCCAGCAGGAAGGUCGUUGGGGUGUCGAGGGACAACGACGAAUGUUGCUGGGAGGUCCUUGCUGUAGAUCCAGUGCUGACCACCCUUCUUCAUGUGGUCUACGUCAGUUUUGUAGGGCCACAGAACCAGGAUGAUGAAGUUGGCGGUGAGAGCACAGUCGUGGAUGAAUGCGGGCCACGGGCUCUUGAUCCACUGCUCAUCGUGAAUUGCACCUUGCUCGUCGAGGGCGUAGAUGACGACGUCGUCUGUGCCGAGGCCCUUCGCUUCGUAACCGAACACAACUAGCUCUCUUGUAUACGGGUCAACCUUGGGAUGGGCAGAGAAUGUCAAGCCUGGGGAGUUGAAGGGGUCGUAAGUGAUUGUUUCGAGCGUGUCGGGGUGGACUUGAUAGGGGUGCGCAGAUUCUUUGAGGGCGAGAAGCUUUCCAGCCCAGUAGACGAGGUUGGUGUUGGCGGUGCUGUCCACAGCUGCGCGGACACAGGGAUGAUGUGUGAAAGGAUUACGAUACAAUCCGAAUAAGCGCUUGUUGGCUUGACGCUCCAGCCUCUGUGUGAAUGCGACACGUCAGCCAACUGACCACGGAGCGAACAGAGAGCAGAUAUGCAACUGGACUUACGAGGCGUUCAGUGUCGACGUAGCGGAUCUUUAGAUCGACCCGGCCAUCUUUGAUGCGCAGGGCACAUACGUUCCCGUCACCUUCUAUAGGUGCAUUGCCUUCUUGGAGGGGGUAAAAUGGAUCAACCAUGAUGCGGUCUGUAUGAGCACUCUCGUCAGCGUGUGUUUCUUUGACAGAAAGAGACAGCAAACACCGAGCAACUUACAGAAGGUUCCGUUGAGCUCCUUGGGGAUCUCGCCGAACACCACUAGAUCGGUCACCUCGCCCUCGAAGCGUCCCACGACGCCGUGCUCAAAGGGAGACCUGACGCUGGACCAUGAUGAAUGCAGCCCAAAGAACCCAUUUGGGCCGUUGGGGUUAGGUGGUGGGGGGAGCCUUAGGUGCCUUGAGGUCUUUGGUCAUCAAUAUAUGCAUCGACACGAGCCUCUCUGUUUGAAUAACUUGGGUUGAUAUCAACUCGC